AUGAUUGAUGAUCAAGAUCUGGGUUUCUUUGCCAAUUUUCUUGGCGUCUUCAUCUUUGUAUUGGUGAUAGCAUACCACUAUGUCAUGGCUGACCCAAAGUUUGAAGGAAACUAGGAAUGCUUAGUUGAAGAUGUGAUUUUCAUGUUGUAGACUGAGAUGCUUAGUAAAUGGAAAAUUUGAUAUUAUCAUGAACUUCAGUUUGGGAAUGCGAAUGUUAGCUUAUUACUAAAACUUACAUAAAUAUCAUUGGAGCACAACAAUUCAUUUUUUGCUAUACUUUAUGCGUGCUUCCAAAAGCUUAGUUUUGCGAGUAAGGAACUUUCAUUAAAAAACCAAAUAAAAUGUUGAAUUUGCUGUAAGAUUACAGGAUUUUGCUGGAUGAUGUGCUGCUAUAUUUUGGUGGAAUCAUGACAUGAGCAAUAGUAUUCUAUCCCU
This is a messenger RNA of Gastrolobium bilobum, 435 nucleotides long. RefSeq names its product dolichyl-diphosphooligosaccharide--protein glycosyltransferase subunit 4A. The transcript has a single exon. Lineage: Eukaryota; Viridiplantae; Streptophyta; Magnoliopsida; Fabales; Fabaceae. The coding region runs from base 1 to 114 and encodes 37 amino acids. The record is from RefSeq and is a predicted model, not a curated record.